AAAAACAUUUACUAUGAAAACACGGCAGAAAAUUCAAACAGUGCAAGUUGGCUAUCUGUGUUUCUAUCAUUAGAGGCUAUCCUGUAUGUGGUCCUUUCGUCUUUUUUUCACAUAUAUAUAAGCACAGACUCAGAACAAUAAUUACUGAUGCAUAGAUUUUUUCAAUGUGCUGGGUUAUUUCUUCCCACUUGUAUCGGUUUGCUAGAUUUGCCCUAACAAAGCACCACACACUGGCGGCUUACGACAACAAGAGUAUUCUCUCCCAGGUCUGGAAGCCAGAAGUCCAAGAUCAAGGCGUGGGCAGGGCUGGCUCCUUCAGGCCACGAAGGAGGAUCUGUUCCACACUCCCUCCCAGCCGCUGGUGGUCUGCGGGCCAUCUUUGGCACUCCUGGCUUGUAGAAGCACUACCCUGACCUCUGCCUCCAUCUUCAAACAGCGUUCUCCCUCUGUGUGUGCACGUCUGGGUCCAAAUCUACUCUUUUUAUACGGAAAAGAGUCGUGUUGAGUAGGGCCAUCCUAAUGGCCUCGUUUAAACUUGACGACCUCUGUAAAGGCCCUAUCUCUAAACAAGGUCACAUUCUGAGGUGCAGGGGGUGAGGACUUCAACAUAGGAACUUGGGGGCACGGUUCAGCCACAGAACCACCAAACUGCAGACUAGAGAGACCCACUCCCCUGUCCUCUCCCGUGGAUGCACCAGGACUCCACAGGCACCCGCUUAUCUGUCCCUCAUGUAUUUACAAGGACACUUCGGGGACAUUCCCAGGUGGGUGAACCGGCUCAAUGGCUGCUGCCAUCUUGCCAGCUGACCUGGCGGCCCCAGCAGAGCGUUUCUUCGAGUCUUUGCCGAGAAGAUGGUUACUACGUUUCAGCCCGUGAACCAUCUCUUGUUCUGCUUUGUUUCUUGGACUAAGUGUGCGGUGGGACACGUCCUCCCAUCUUCUCUCCGUGUCUUAUCUCCUUUUCUCUGAACCACCUGUUUGUUCAUUAUCCGUUUCACCGUUUUUCUUAUGGAUUUGUAAGGGUAUUUUUAUACACAGAGAAAUACACAGACAUCUGGUGAACACGAGCAGGUGUGGAGGGGCCUCGGGCCCUUCUCCAGGGCGGUGGUUUGCGGGUCCGGAAGCAGGAAAGUGGGGGUGGGCUCGCCCGCCACGUUGUCAAGGAGCAGCCAAAAUACUGGUGGUGCAGUGGCAGCAGGUGCAGGGGAGGCCCAGGCCCCAGAAAGGGGCUGCCCGAACUCCACAGGGUAUCAGGGUCAGCCCCCAGGCUCCAGGGGUGGCAUGCUGGUGUGGGGUCCACGAAGGGGCCACGAGGCUGGAGGCCCUGGGGAAGGAGGCCCAGGCGCCGGGCAGAUCCCGCUCUCGGCCACCUGGCGGCGCAGAGCAUUCUGGCUCCCAGGCGGAGUGGGGGAGGUGCAGCGGGUGACCCAACGGGUGGAGCGGGUUGUGGGUUCCAGUCAAGUCAGGGGGCUGGGCAGGGCGGGCGCACACCUGAGGGCUGCAGGCUUCCCAUCUCCCCUGGGUUUUUCCUCCCAGCCCAGUGUGGUGUGGGCAGACCCCAUGGGUCAGGAGGUCGUGGCUUCUAAGAGCCUUCUGGUGCUUCUUUUGAAAGGUUAAGAGGGGGAGAAGCCUGCGUUGGGAGACAGGGGUGUGGGGUGGGCUGGGAAGAGACACCUGAGCCAGGCUCAUCCCCUACGAGUGGCAGAACGUCUGGAAUGUGGGCCGGGCGGGUGCGGGGGGGAGACAGGGGGACGGGGACGGGACACGGACCUGCAUGACAGAGCUCAGUUCUUGGGAGGGGGCAUCCCUUCCAGGCGAGCUGAUCACUCCUGUAAUGUCCUGGUAAUGCCAAUGGGGAAACUGAGGCUGGGGGCAGGCUAUUCAUCUCUCCUACCCACUCCCUGGCUUUCUGGGCUGGGGUCCCCAAAAGACAAAGUGCUGUUCACUGCAGGGAGGGCUGUGGGGUCCACAAUGGGGGUGAUCUUGACCCAGAACCGCCCCCUCCCAGGCUGGUGCCCCUCACUCCCUGCCUCCCGGUCCAGUGGUCUUGGCCCCCAUCACUACCCUCCCAUGGUCCAUGGUGAGCUCAGCCUGCACCAGGCAGCUUGGUCUCAGCCUCACAGGCCCAAGGCCAGUCCUGAGCAUCAGGUCCCCUCAUCGUCACACCCUCACGCUCAAACAGCGAGCCCUGUCCACCUUGUCUGCCCCUGUAGGUGACCUGAGGGGCGGGCGCUGGGUUGCGGAGGGCGGGGCACCCAGGAGCCUUUAAGAGCUCCCCAGGUCCCACCCACCUGUGCCCUGCCACUGCAGCUCCCCGCCAUGGCUGAAACCUCCAAGCUCCAGCUGUUUGUCAAGGCAAGCGAGGACGGCGAGAGCGUGGGGCACUGCCCUUCUUGUCAGCGGCUCUUCAUGAUCCUGCUUCUCAAGGGCGUGCCCUUCACGCUCACCACCGUGGACAUGCGCAGGUCCCCGGAUGUGCUGAAAGACUUCGCCCCCGGCUCCCAGCUGCCCAUCCUCCUCUAUGACGGCGACGCCAAAACGGACACGAUGCAGAUUGAGGAGUUUCUGGAGGAGACGCUGGGGCCCCCCGAGUUCCCCAGCUUGGCACCCCGCUACAGGGAGUCCACCACGGCGGGCAAUGACGUCUUCCACAAGUUCUCCGCGUUCAUCAAGAACCCGGUGCCCGCGCAGGACCAUGCCCUGUACCAGCUGCUGCUGCGCGCCCUGGCCCGACUGGACAGCUACCUGCGCGCGCCCCUGGAGCACGAGAGGGCGCGGGAGCCGCAGCUGCGCGAGUCGCGCCGCCGCUUCCUGGACGGCGACCAGCUCACCCUGGCCGACUGCGGCCUGCUGCCCAAGCUGCACAUCGUGGACACGGUGUGCGCGCACUUCCGCCAGGCGCCCAUCCCCGCCGAGCUGCGUGGUGUCCGCCACUACCUGGAGAGAGCACUGCAGGAGAAGGAGUUCAAGUACACGUGUCCUCACAGCGCCGAGAUCCUGGCGGCCUACCGGCCUGCCGUGCACCCCCGCUAGCGCCCCCGCUGCCACCCUGACCACUUCUCUGCAGCCCCAUAAAGGCAUCUGCCCCAGUAAGCGUGUCCUGA
Equus quagga is the source of this 3104-nucleotide messenger RNA. It is a transcript of the gene CLIC3, whose product is annotated as chloride intracellular channel 3. The transcript has 6 exons. NCBI's taxonomy places the organism in Eukaryota, Metazoa, Chordata, Mammalia, Perissodactyla, Equidae. Bases 2320 to 3033 code for a protein of 237 amino acids. The record is from RefSeq and is a predicted model, not a curated record.